AUCAUUAUUUGUUACCAGACUGGAGAGCACCUUCCCACAAACCUCGCUCACUGGGUUCAAGUUUACCGUACACUCAACAUACCACAAAACAGCCCGGGGGGAUGACCCCACAGGCAGUACCCGCCACAUCUGUUCGCUGAAACCUCACCUGUAUAAUAAAGCGACAGGCGCGGGCGACUAUUCAGCUCGUCGCUUUAUCAUGGACGAGGAUCAAGAAACAGCUACAGAAAACCCCGUGGGGGAGAGGCAGUCUGGAGAUGAUCCGAUUUCGCCGUGCCGCGACGAAGCACGCGAUAGCUCCGAGGAAGGCGAGGUCCUGGUCAAGCGAACGCCAAGGCCUCGCAGCCGCCACAGCCGCAACCUUAUUGCCUCGAGCGAGGGCGACAACGACGAUUCCGAGCAGGACGUGGCUCCGAUCAAGCGGACGCCAAGGCCUCGCAACCGUCGUCGCUAUGAGCAUACUGCCUCGGAUGAGGACGGCAGCGAUGACGUCGGUAUCCAUUCGUCAUCCACUAAGCGGCGGCGUCUUAUCCACAAAGGCGCGCCCGGAGCCGAGGAGACUCUAGAGCACGGCGUUGAGGGGACGCCGGGCCCAAGUUGCGAGGUCCGUGGCUCCCAAGGACGCCGGUCACGGCGGAAUAAGCAUCUCGAACUGCUCCGACGCCGCAGGCAAGGCGAGGGAGACAGCAAGGCCGACGAGACGUCCUCCUCGUCUGGCGAAGAUCGCGUGGGUCUAUACGAUACUGAUCCCGAGAACCCAGCUUUGGAUGAGUUCGAUGACGAGGAAAGCGACGACCAACUUCGCACUGGAAGGAGUGAGGAGAAUAAGGACGACGACUCGAGGAUCGACAAAGCCAAAAAUACGGAUAUGGACGACUUCAUCGACGACAGCGUGGGCAUGAACGACGCCUCGGCUUCGCUAGAGAACGUGGGCUUCGAAAUACCCUUAGAAUUUACAGCACAGGCUCGCAAGCCAAUGUCGGCUUAUUUUCAGGAUGCAAUCGAAUGGCUUAUCCAGUUCCACAUCAGCCCAUCCUUCAAAAAGAACCGGCCGACCUACCUCAUGGCCUGGCGCAAGCUCGGCGAUGAAGUUCUGGCUCUUGCGGUGUCUAGGUUCUCGUCGUCGGUCUGGACAGCCGAGUUCUACAGAACCCUCCGCGCGCGCCCCUAUAUUGACGAACACACGCCCGAGAGAUAUCCCACCCUCGCCGAAGAUCUGGACGACUGCCAGGCAUGCAACCGCACGAACCACCCAGCAACCAGUCACAUCCGGUUCACUGGAGCCCCCUACGAUCCAGACUCUCUGGAAGAGCUCUCGAAUGACUCCUCGAGCGACGGCGACGGCGACAGCGACGAGGACGACGGCGACAGGGACCAGCACGGUCACAUCAUCGCGGCAGAAGGCCGGGAGUGGUUGGUUGGCAGUGUUUGCGCAAGCAAUGCCCAGACGGCCCAUGAUCUCUAUCACUGGAAGCACUCUCUCAAAGACUGCGUUAGGGAUUUGCUUGCUCAGAGGGGGUUUCUUAGGCAGGAGAAGCUGGCGGAGAGGGAGCACCUCUCAGUUGAGGAGUGCAGAGAGAUUUGUGUGGGUAUCAAUAAUGAUUGGGUCAGCACUGGCGUCGUGGAGCGGCUCUAUCAGGAGUUCACAAAUAUGCUGGAAGAGGCUCUGAUCAAGCGCACAACAAGGUCGAGGAGGGCCGGCAGGUGAUAAGGUGGCAGGUAUCGGUUGUGUACAAAUAAGUGUAUCUAAGCGCACAAUGCGUAGCCACUUGGAGCGAUGGUUAUUUAAGAGGGAAGCGGCUCGGAUCAAAUAGCAUGAGAAGCCUUCGUCCUCUACCUCAAUUCCAAAUCCCAAGAUCCUUGGCUGCC
Molecule: messenger RNA, 1869 nt
Organism: Gaeumannomyces tritici R3-111a-1
Lineage: Eukaryota; Fungi; Ascomycota; Sordariomycetes; Magnaporthales; Magnaporthaceae
Exons: 2
Coding region: 200-1708 (502 amino acids)
Cellular component (GO): nucleus
Source: RefSeq, a predicted model, not a curated record